Molecule: messenger RNA, 6518 nt
Organism: Hyla sarda
Lineage: Eukaryota; Metazoa; Chordata; Amphibia; Anura; Hylidae
Gene: PCNX4
Product: pecanex 4
Exons: 12
Coding region: 2137-5679 (1180 amino acids)
Cellular component (GO): membrane
Source: RefSeq, a predicted model, not a curated record
GAAAAACUGAUUGAAAACAGUAUGGCAAAAACGUAGUGUGAACCCAGCCUAAACUGAGCAUGGUAAAACCCAUUGAAAUGGGAGUGUGCAGAAAUGCAGAAUUCCUAGUGGAUAUUCCGUGUGGAUUCUACACAGUGUGAAUGGGGCAAUACUGUGGACAUUAGAUACAAGAAAAAUACUUAUUUUAAAUAAAAUGUUAUAUAAUAUAUAAUAUUUAAAAUUAGCUGGAAUGGAUUUAGGUGUGGUAAUUUGUUGCAAAAUCUGCCACAGUAGAAUUUCUUGAAGAAUUGUUAUGAAUUUAGACUUACCCAUUGGAAUUAAUGGGGACAGUUUGCAACGUUUCCCCCCCACAUAAGUUCACCGGCAGCUCAGGUUAGUUUUCAUUUGGAUUUUGUGCAGAUUUUUCGGCAGUGGCUAUGUUCUCACAAUGAUUUUUCAACCUGAUUUUCAUACGUUAUUGGGUUCACACAAAAAUGUUCACGCAUAUUUUGCUUUCGGCUUUGAUUUUGAGCCGUUUACAGGUCCAAAUAAGGCCCAAAAACAUAGCCUGUGGAUGAGAUUUCGUAAAAUCUUAUCCUCAUUGCAGCUGCUGUAAUACAUUGCAGAUUGUAUGCAAAUUCUCUGUGGAGAGUCAGUAUAUACAAAACAUGUAAACAUAGACUUGAAGCAACAUCUGUAAGCAUAUGUUCACACAGGGGAAUGUUCCGCAGUACUGUUGCUAGGAAGGCUCGAAAAUGCGUCCUCUCCAUAGACGGUAAUACAUUUGCGAGCGGGUUCUUCCGAAAGAAUUGACAUAGCAAUUCUUUCUACAGAGGCCGGAAUGCUUUGUCACCGUUCCAUUCAUUCUCUGUGUUCAGAAGUGCCAUGGACAGUCAAUGGAGCGAUGGACGGUCUGGUGCCGCUAAUCCAUUAAAGGAGAAGUCCCAUGACCGAUCAGUACAGAAAAACUUAUCCUCUAUCCGCAGGAUAGGGGACAAGUUUUAGAUUGCGGGGGUCCGAGCGCAGUGGCUCUGAGCAAUCUCCUGAACGGAGCCCUCUCUCCCACAGAGUGACGCAUUAUGACCCCUGCCCGAAGCGGGGGCUGCCACUCCCCCUCCAUAUAUCUAUCGGAGAGAGCUAUAGCUGAGCGGCCAGGGGUCCAUGCAGAUGAUAGCGGGGGGCCACAGCGCUCGGACCCCCUGCGAUCUUAAACUUGUCCUGCGGAUAGGGGAUAUAUUUUUGUGUACUGAUCAGGCAUAGAGAAGAAGAAAAUUCCCAUAGCAAACCUCUCCUGCUCUGGACAGUUCCUGACAUGGACAGAGGUGUCAGCAGAGAGCACUAUGAUCAGACAGAAAACAACUGCACAACUUCCUUUUGGAGCAUACAGCAACUGAUAAGUACUGGAAGGAUUAAGAUUUUUUAGUAGAAGUAAUUUACAAAUCUGUUAACUUUCUAGCACCAGUUGAUCUUAAUUUUUUUUUUCCACCGGAGUACCCCUUUAAUUCAGGAGUUGAUGAACCUCAGUUCUUGUGAUGGGUAGGGAUCCUGAUGGAUCAUCUAGUUAUUCCCUACUCUAAUGGUCAAACUGGUGCAAUGGGACCCCUUUAUUUUCCUGCCAAGUGAGGUCCCAUAGGUAGCACCUGCACCUCUUUUAUGACCUAUAUUUUGGAUUUGCAAUAAAAGUUUAGGAUUGGAACACCUCUGUAAAAUUAUAUUUAUGAUGUUGGUGUACCAGGAUUAAAAGUUAGAAAAUUCAUGAAGAAUAAAAGUGGAAAAGACAAAAUGCCCCUAGUCCUUCAGGGUUAACAUAGUCCGGAUGUUUAUUCAGAGCAGUCACCUGAAUGUGCUGGUGUGUCGUGUCAGUGUUUGGGGGUUGCUAGGUGUUCAGUUUACAAUUACUAAGGGAACACAAUAUGAGACAAGGGUUUCUUUAACUUGACAAUAUGCCCAUGUGAGGAAAAGGAAAAGUUUCUGGUUAGAAAGCUUAAUACCGUAUACAAUUACCAAACAAUCUCGCGGAUACCUAUAAUGUGAACCGAUGAGAAGGAAAUCCAAAGCUUGUGAUGCAAACAAGAGAAGCAAAUCCAUUUGUUUGGCAGAUAUCACCAUUUCACCGCAUUAAAAAUGAAACCAAACCCAAAGCUGUGAAUAAGAAGAAUGGGUCCUGAUGUUCCUUUACUAAAUGAUUACAAGCAAGAAUUCUUCUGGAAACGUUUUCCACAAACAGUUCUUGGCGGUCCGCGAUUCAAGUUGGGUUACAGUGCUCCUCCUUACAUAUACAUCAAUCAGGUGAUCUUGUUCCUGACACCAUGGGUCCUAGGCGGUGUGGGCACUGUUCUAUGCGAAGUCCAUAUCUUAGAAGACUACUAUGCUGCCAUAGUCUCGGCAGGACUGAUGCUCAUUUCCUCCUUUGUUAUUCAGCUUUUAAAUCAAUAUGCGCGCAGGAAGACAUCCACCAUAGAAAGGCUACAGAAUCAAAACACCCUCACAGAUGAAGACGACUUUGACUUUUCAGGCUGCCUGGGCUCAGAGACUGUGAAAUUCAUAAUAGUGGGCAAGAAGUUUAUUGCAAAUCUUAUAUUUCAUUCCAUCCUUGCCGGGGUUCUUUGUGGUCUUGGGACAUGGUAUUUGAUGCCGUAUAGGAUAGACUUGUUGUACGCAAAUACAGGAGGAACAGUUAUGAUUUUUGUUUUUGGUUGGGUUACAAUUUGCAUAGCAGAAUAUUCUUUAAUCGUCAAUUCAGCCACAGAAACAGCGACUUUUCAUGCACAAGACACUUAUGAAAUCACCCCACUUCUGAGACCUCUCUAUAUAUUUGCUUUUAUUGCUGUUGACCUUACAAACAGAUUUAUCACAACUAUACCAGCUUUACUUUUGGCCAACAAAGUCUUACAUGUUAUCUUUCUGUUUCUGCCCUUUCUUUGGGCUCUGGGCAUCCUACCACCUCUUGACGCACUUGUUCUUUGGGGAAUAGAGCAAAUACUGGAAUUUAUAUUAGGAGGGUCACCAAUGUCCAGUAAUUUAAGGUUGCUGGUCACAUUUUUAAUAUCACUCGGGAUCACCAUAUCAGCAUAUUUCAUUCCAAACUCCAUUGGUCUGGUUCUCUUCAUAGCUGGACUUGGAUUUAUUCUCAGUCUUAACUUAACAGAGAUUGGAAUUGUUCUCAAACAUCGCAUGAGGAAACAGUGGAAAUCCACAAAUAACUGUAAUACCUUCUGGAAGAUGACUUGGAAGGAACCUGUGGUGUACUGCAGCAUUCUUAUACUGGUUCUGCUGGAGUCCAGCUUGUUACAUCACUACUGUUAUUCCACCUUUUCCUUACAAAGUCCUCAGGCUAUUGUCGGAUAUUGUCUCAUUGUACUUUUAGCUUUUUUAUGGAUUCUCAAAGAAAUUCAAGGUGCUUAUAUAUUGGGGAUUGUACGAAAUCCCUUUUUCCAGAAUGAUAUCCGGAUGUUCAAUGUCUUCAUGAAGAAACAAAGCCGAUUACAGAAAGCCGCUCUUGUAAGGAGAAUUUUGCUCAUGCUGGUCUCUCCUUUCGCAAUGGUAGCUUACCUCUCUCUGGACACUUCACUGUAUAACCUGCACUCUGUGUCAGUCUGCAUUGGAUUCACAAGGGCCUACAGGAUGAUCUGGCAGAAUACAGAAAAUGCCAUGCUUGAGAUGGUUGUUGUAUCUAUUGUACAGUUGUUUGUGUUUAACACAAAUGUGUGGUGGAACGUCGGGCUGAAUACUGGCAUACGACUAAUUCUGGUUGCUGUAAUACGUGACCGGCUAUGCCAGUUAGUCUCUAAGCUGCAGUUUGCAUUGACUGUUCUGCUGACGUCCUGGACAGAGAAGAAGCAGAGGAGGAAAUCGACCAGCAGUCUGAUCACAGUGAACAUCAUCUUCUUCCCCGUGGUGCUGACCUUCAUCAUCCUCUCUGCUCUCCUCUCCUCACCUCUACUGGCACUUUUCACUUUGCCCGUCUUCCUGGUUGGAUUCCCGCGACCUAUCCGCAGUUGGCCAGGAGCUGUUGGAGCUGCAGCUUGUGUUUGUGCUGAUACAGUCUAUUACCAGCAAAUGGUUCCAGGUUUUGCUGGGGCACUGCAGUCUGCGUUUGCAUCAGGUAGUCUUGGUCUUGUUAACCCAGGAUCCCAUUUCCUUUGCCGCUUUCAGGACCGACUUAUAUGGCUGCUGAUUCUUGAAAGAGGGUACAGUUAUUGUUGUGUUAAUGUAAAGGGACUGGAGUUACAGGAGACCUCCUGCCAUACAGCUGAAGCUCGGAGAGUAGAUGAAGUAUUUGAAAUGGCAUUUGAACAAGCAGAAAAUUCUGGUCGACUGGUCCUGAAUAACCAUUUUGGGAAUGUCCUAACACCAUGUACUGUCGUCCCCGUUAGAGUUUAUUCUGAUGCCAGGAACGUUUUGUCCGGUAUAAUAGACUCUCAUGAGAACUUAAAACAAUUCAAAGAGGAUUUCAUUAAAGUUCUUCUAUGGGUGCUGAUACAGACAUGCUACAAGAAGUCAGGAGCACAGGAAAACACUGAUGAAGAACAGAAAGAGUCAGAUGUGACAGCCCUGCCUGAGAAACACCAGGGAUCUGCACAUCCAGCAGAAUAUAAUGAAUCAUCAAAGGGCAUAGAAAGCUACAAUGAUGACAUAGUCGACGAGUGGUCGGAUGAUGACAUAUUUGAAAUUCUUCCACAUCCAAAGAAAACUGGAGUCAAACCGUCUGUGGCUGCAUCUGCUGAUGGCUUCUCCAUCCCGGGCAGUGUGCACACAGUACAUGUUGACUCCUAUGUAGAGCAAGAUGUAGCAGUGGAUAAACUUUACUCAGUGGUGGGCUUUGGUCUUCCAGCUACUGACAAAGGAAAUGCAACUCAUGUCGAACGUUUCAAAAUGGUGGAAUUUAAUUCCUCGUACUCCAAGUUUCUUACCUUACCUCAGGACUGGAUUUUAGGUUCCUUAAUGGGUUUGAAAAUGAGCGAGAUGAAGCAAAUGUUCCCAGCAGACUGGUAUGAAUUUGUUUUGUCCCAGUUAGAUUUCCACCAUUUGAAUGGAAAACCUUCUGUUUUACUUGAAGAAGGAAUAAGAGACAGAUCGCUAAGAGACCAAUAUAUAAAAGGACUGACCUCUAUUUAUUUUGCUUUUUUUGGUAUGGAGAACUCUUCCCCCAGCUCAGCUUGGCUGUUUAGAGCCUAUUUGGGCGGUAUACCUUGGUCAGUAUCAUUAGACUGGCUAACUGGAAACCCAGAACUGUUUCAACUUGCACUCAAGGCGUUUAGGUAUACCUUUAAGCUCAUGGUUGAUAAAGCGAGUCUGGGACCCGUCGAAGAUUUCAAAGAACUGCUGAAUUAUCUGGAGGAGUAUGAUAACGAUUGGUACAUUGGUCUGGUGUCAGACUCGGAGUGGCAGCAGGCAAUUCUGCAAGAGAAAUCAUAUCUUUUUUCUUUGGGUCAUGAUCCAAACAUGGGCGUUUACACUGGCAGAGUGCUCACCCUACAAGAACAGCUGGUGCAGAUUGGAAAACUGAACUCAGAAGCUGUGCGAGGCCAAUGGGCCAAUCUCUCCUGGGAAUUGUUGUACGCCACCAACGAUGAUGAAGAACGCUACAGUAUCCAAGCCCACCCUGUGCUCCUACGUAACCUAACUGUGCAGGCAGCAGACCCACCUCUUGGAUACCCCAUUUAUUCCUCUGUACCUCUCCAUGUGCCUUUAUAUUAAUCCAUUUUUACCGUGUUUCUGCAUGUUCAGUGGAAAACACUAGUUUAUGACCUAGUAACACAAAUGUAGAUGCUGCUGUUGGAUUUUUGUAAAAAAAAAAUUGUUUUGUCAUUAUUAUUUUUUUAUUAAAGGGGUACUCCGCCCCUAGACAUCUCAGAUGUCAGAUGGCCGGGGUCCCGCUGCUGGGGACCCCCGGGAUCGCCGAUGCAGCACCCCGCUAUCAUUACUGCACAGAGCGAGUUCGCUCUGCGCAUAAUGACGGGCAAUACAGGGACCGGAGCAUCGUUACGUCACGGUUCCGCCCCUCGUGACGUCACAGCCCAGCCCCUCAAGACAAGUCUAUAGGAGGGGGCGUGGCGGUCGUCACGUCCCCUGCCAUAGACUUUCAUUAAGAGGGCAGGCUGUGAUGUCACGAGGGGGCGGAGCCAUGAUGUCACGCUGCUCCGUCCCCUGUAUCGCCUGUCAUUACGCACAGAGCGAACUCGCUCUGUGCACUAAUGAUAGUGCAGUGCCGCAGCGGGGAUCCCCAGCAGAGGGACCCCGGCCAUCUGACAUCUUAUCCCCUAUCCUUUGGAUAGGGGAUAAGAUGUCUAGGAGCGGAGUACCCCUUUAAGCUGCACGUACCAAUGUCAUCCCCACGUUACCUCUACAUCAUUGCAAUCACUUUGUUUUAUAUGUCAGAUAGUAAAUUUGACAGGCGACUUGAAAUAGGUUAUUGCUUCCUCUUGUAAAUACGUGUACACUUUACAAAAAUGUCUGACCAAAAUGUGUAUAAUGUAUAAUAUUUCUUUUAUAAAUUGUUCAUUUUGAUUGUAGUAAACCAGAGUUUGUUUACAUGG